Messenger RNA from Drosophila serrata, 2092 nucleotides. RefSeq lists its product as uncharacterized. The record is from RefSeq and is a predicted model, not a curated record. NCBI's taxonomy places the organism in Eukaryota, Metazoa, Arthropoda, Insecta, Diptera, Drosophilidae.
UGUGGAAACGCCCAUCUCUAGUUUGCCCUGAACUCGUAAAAAAGUGUAAAAUUUGUUUACAUUAAAAAAAGGUAAAAUAGAGUACUUAAAAAGCACCUGACGUGCCCGAAAAUCCCUAUAUAGGACACCCAAAACUAAGAACCGCGUGCAUGCUUGAGGGCGUGGGCCUUGGUCAGCGCGGGGGUGGGGGAACUGGCAAUGCGAACAAAGAGCAAUUAAAGCGAUAGGGGGCAGUGAGACAGAGACAGCGAGAACUGCAGUGCUCGCCUGCUUUCUCCUCCGUCUCUCCGCCACUCUCUCCCCUGCAUUCCGCAUUCCGAUAGAGGCUGUUGUGAAACGAAAGACGCAGCAGAAGCAGCGGCGGCAGCGGACCAGUGGAGAGCAGUUCGAUGAAGUGCUUAUGAGCUCUAGCUAAGCAGCAGGACGGCAGCCAAGGAACACGGAGACAGGACGAGGUCGAGGUCCGCAACUGGAACUGGAACUGGAUCUCAGGGUGCAAGGUGCUAGGUGCAGGCUUCACAGGAAAGACUACAUACACUGGAGGGCAGCAGCAGGUGACCUAGUUUUGCUCCGCAGACGGACACUUGGAUUAGAGGACACGCUUGGCUGGCGUUUCUGUGCAACUCCUUCCUGGGGCUGUUCUGUUGUGUUAUUAUUGAACUUGGAGCAUCAACGUGCACUGCCAUUAGCUAUAAUCUUAAUAUACACUCAUCGUAGCCAUCGUAGCCAUCGUAGCCAUCGUAGCCUACCUAACGUAAUUAGCGUACUUGACUUAACGAGCAGCAUGUCCAACUCCCACUACAACAACUACCAGCAGCCGCACUCCAGCAACGGGGACAACGGCGAGUACCAGCACCAGCAGAUGGUGCACCAGCCGCAGCGGGGGUUCUCCAACGGCCACGGUGGCAUGAAGAGCGUGGCAGUGCCGGAUAUGUGCCUCUUCUGCUUCGAGGUGCUCGACUGUGAGCUGAACAACGUGGACGGGCCAGCGAUGCCGAUGUUCAGCAACGACGCCUAUCCACUGUUCGUCACCUGGAAGAUUGGUCGCGACAAGCGGUUACGCGGCUGCAUCGGCACGUUUAGCGCCAUGGAGCUGCAUCAUGGUCUGCGAGAGUACGCCCUGACCAGCGCCUUUAAGGACUCACGCUUCGCUCCCAUUUCGCGCGACGAGCUGCCAAGGCUUACGGUCUCUGUGUCGAUCCUACAGAACUUUGAGGAGGCGCAGGGACACCUGGAUUGGCAGCUCGGUGUGCAUGGGAUUCGCAUCGAGUUCCUGACGGAGCGUGGCUGCAAGCGCACGGCCACCUACCUGCCGCAGGUAGCCACCGAACAGGGCUGGGAUCAGCUGCAGACCAUCGAUUCGCUCCUGCGCAAGGGCGGCUAUCGGGCAGCAAUUACCCAGGAGAUGCGAAAGUCUAUCAAGUUAACGCGCUAUCGCUCGCAGGAGAUCCAGAUGCACUAUAAGGAGUACCGGGAGUAUCAGGAGCGGCGUGCUCAGUUCGGAAAGGUGCAGUGCUAACAAUUGGACAGGCCGGCGGCGAGACGAUGAUCCUGGCUGAGGGCAGGCCUGCUGGCCGUCGUCCUCCUGCUGCUGCUAGCCUUUGAGUUCAUCCCAGCUUGGCGGCCGUUCGCUUAAGCCGAGAGCUGAGAGCUUUCCCAGCAUCUCUUUCCAUAGCAAUUUUACGCCCUCUGCUGGUUCAUCUUCUUCGCAACGUUGGCGUACUUGAAUUGAUCGCCUUUUAAUUACUUUUAUGUAACAUUUUAAUGCUUAACAUACUUAAGCGGCAGCGAAUCCGUAAGCGACUUUCAACGGAUUGGAACUACUUUCCGACGAAGCGCCUUGCUGGUUUUCUCUUUUAAAUCAAAUACAGACACAAACUAAACAAAGCAAGCAUAUAGUAUAUAUAUAGGGUUAUAUAUUACCGAAUCCAUAUACAAUACAAAACGCAGCAGAUAUGAAAUUCAAGUAAUAUGUUCAGCAAUUAUAUAUAUUAUUAGAUUUAACAACUAAACCAAUUACAUUACUAAUUCUAAUUAUAUUCGCAUUAAAUAAAGGCCGACCCCUUCCGAGUCGCACAAGACAAUGCAAUAA